Messenger RNA from Macrosteles quadrilineatus (aster leafhopper), 2882 nucleotides. RefSeq lists its product as uncharacterized. The record is from RefSeq and is a predicted model, not a curated record. Lineage: Eukaryota; Metazoa; Arthropoda; Insecta; Hemiptera; Cicadellidae. The transcript is spliced from 3 exons. The coding region runs from base 69 to 1757 and encodes 562 amino acids.
GUAACCGUGUGUUGUCGCACCGCCUCGUGCUCCUAUUUUCUGGAAUAUUUCUACCAGGGUCGUGGAGGAUGCUCUUUCGCCGCGCACUGGUCCUCAUCUGUCUUCUCGCCUCUUGUGUAGGAGAGGACGUGGAGGUAGUGGAGGCAGUAGCAGGAGAGCAGUCAGACGCCAAACACGCGGUCAGAGAUGAUGCGGAGGGCUCGGACCAGAUAGCGCUAGAGACAGCCAAAGACCAAGAUGCCUCAGGGUCCUCACAGAAGCUGGCCUACACGGGAACAUCCUCCAGGCACCCUGUUAGAAACGGACCUGGACCUUCACACAAGCCCUUUGGAAACCAUCUAGGGAAACCUCCUGUGUUUGACCAUGGAGCGUACCACGGCCCUCCGCCCCCGCCACCACCAGGAGCUGGCAAUAAACCUCCGCAAGAGGCAAUGGAUAAACUCUACGGAGGAGAUCCUUGGCCCUCGUCUACUCCAGAUAUGCCCAAGAUCGUAUCACUUGAUGUCAAGUGUGAGAAGAAUUUGAUGAAGGUUUACAUUGGGUUUGACAAACCCUUUUACGGAAUAGUCUUCAGCAAAGGUCACUACAGCAACGUCAACUGUGUUCAUCUCCCUGCUGGGCUGGGAAGAACAUCAGCUAACUUUGAGAUUAGUAUUCACGCGUGCGGGACAGCUGGAAAUACGGAGAACGGGCUGUACGGCUACGGCGCAGACUCAGGUUCAGGGACAUACUUUGAGAAUAUCAUCGUGAUCCAGUACGACCCCCAGGUACAGGAGGUUUGGGACCAGGCUAGAAAGUUAAGGUGCACAUGGCACGACCAGUACGAAAAGAGCGUAACAUUCAGACCUUUCCCUGUGGACAUGCUAGAUGUAGUCAGGGCGGACUUUGCAGGAGACAACGUAGGAUGCUGGAUGCAGAUACAAGUUGGGAAAGGACCGUGGGCAUCAGAGGUGUCUGGACUAGUAAAGAUUGGGCAAACCAUGACGAUGGUGCUGGCCAUCAAAGACGACGAUUCCAAGUUCGACAUGUUGGUAAGGAACUGCAUGGCUCACGAUGGCAAAAGAGCACCAAUUCAACUUGUCGAUCAAAAGGGAUGUGUCACCAGGCCUAAGCUAAUGUCUAGAUUCACUAAGAUCAAAAACUUUGGAGCAAGUGCUUCAGUACUUUCUUACGCACAUUUCCAAGCAUUCAAGUUCCCUGACUCGAUGGAAGUUCACUUUCAAUGCACCAUUCAGAUCUGCAGGUAUCAGUGUCCAGACCAGUGUUCUGACCCCAACUCCAUCCUGCACAGCGGCUUGAUUGAUGUGCAACACACGCCAGUGGAGACAGCCUACGGGCCGCCACCUCCGCCUUCCCUGCCCCUGGAGGCGUACCUCCAAGGAAAGCCGAGGGACGAGCGCAGAGUCAGGAGGCACCGCAGGGACACUUCCUCCGAGGAGGUAGGAGUCAACAGGAUCAUCCGUGUUGUGUCCACGGGUGACCUCACCUUCUCUCUGGAUGACCACUCCAACAGUUCCGCCCCCACCAUGGUGUUCCCUGCUAGAGAUGACGCUAACAGCAUGAUCUGCAUGACUACUCCAGGGUUUGCUGCCACACUCAUUGUCCUUCUAGGCAUCCUCAUCACGUCUUGUCUCUUAUCUGCUUUCCUCUGUGUUCGUCUCAGACCCAGUAAGAGUUUAAAGAACGUCGUAUCUCCCAUUUAUCCUGCCCCUCAACCUCAUCCGCCAAAAAAGUCUAAGAGCUGUUUUUUCUCGUAGACAUCAGUACUCGUAGGAAACUAUAACAUGUUAAAAAAUUAUUAGAAUUAUCUGGAAUGUCAUGAUUUUUCUACAUAACUAAAAUCAAAUUCAUGCAAAUUUCAGACUGAAUUUUAUAUUAGGAGUAGCCAUCUGCCAAAGCACGCAAUUUGAUUAAUUGUAGAUACGGUAGGAGUAAGGCCUGUUUAAAACCGCCUGUAUAUAAAAUAGUUACACACUUCUCAGUACAAAUGCAAAAAUAGAGGGGUUUUUUAGUUACAGUGUACAUUAUUUUUACGCUUAAGAAAAACUUCACUUUCCUGUUUUCUUUUUAAAUACGCUUAAAAUAUAAUCAAACAUCCUUUAUGUCGAUGUAUAUUUACUUUGUGAUGGUCCCACAUACUUAUUUGUUGUUGUUUAUGUGUCAAAUAAUAUUCAGAUUAUAGCCAGAUUGCAGAGUUUUCUAUGCAGUGAUGUAGUUUGGGAGCUUAUUAAGUUGAUUGUUACCACCCUUACUGUUGGGUGAGAUUUGCAGGUUAGAAUUGUGUUCAAACUCUAGACAACUAGUUUGUUCUGAAAAUGCUCAAUUUUCCCUCAAUUAGAACUUAAGGAUUUGUGUACUUGUAUAAGUGUAUAUAUUUAUUUAUUGAAUAAUUUACAAUAUAAGUGUUAUCGGGUAUAUUUAUAUUUAGGUUUAUGCUUUCUAAACCUGUGCGCGUCCCUGUGUUAGAAUAUGUUUUACCAGCCACUUGUUAAUUUUGAUUUAGAGUUAACUCUCAAUACAAAACAGGUAUGUAUGCAAGAUUAUUACACUUUUAGAACUAAAUUAACUUUUAAAUAUUUUUAGAUAGGAAAUUUAAAAAAAUAAAUAAUUAUAUUUAGUUUGUAUAAACUGCCUUUUAAGUCUCAAAAUAAGAACACAUAGAAUUUCAAGCAUUACUGAGUAAAAGUAAAAAAAAGUAAGUAAAAGUAAUUACAAUUAUUUUGCGCUACAUAGAUUUAAACUUUUCCUGUUGUGGAACUAAUGUAUUUUUUUUUUAAUUUUGGUUUUUUAUUUAAUCCAACAAGCUCAUGCUAAGGAUAUGUACAUGUCUUAGAGAGAGCUACUGACUGUAAACACUAAAAGUAUAAAAUAAUUUAGUUUCA